AUGGCAGUGUCACGUAAAAUACGUGCAAAAGAAAUUUCUCCGCCAAGUUACAUGAAACGUAUGGAAGGUGCGCAUGAUGAGCAAUUGUUGCGGAACUAUUGGCUGAAAGAAGUAAAUACAAGGAUGAGAAAGCAUGAAUAUCCAUUGCGAAGUUCUCCUUACUUGUCCUUCUGGCCAGAGCCAUGA
This is a messenger RNA of Thelazia callipaeda (thelaziosis nematode), 186 nucleotides long. The record is from the annotation of a GenBank genome assembly. NCBI's taxonomy places the organism in Eukaryota, Metazoa, Nematoda, Chromadorea, Rhabditida, Thelaziidae.